AUGGUCAACAAGUUAAGACCAAAGAAGGUGAAGGCACCUUAUCGUAAAUAUGUUGCAGGACAAGGAUUUAUACAUACAAGAGGAUUCACAUCACAAGAAUAUGACUUACAACAAGGUGAGGAGUUAUCAGAUGGUGAUGAUUCAUUAGAAGUACAUGGACCCCUCUUACUCCCGUGGGAAAUACAGGGAUUAAUUUUACAGAAAGUUGAUAGGAUUACGAUGCAACACCUUUUAGUAUGCCGUGCGUGGUACCUUAUGUGCAUCCCACUUCUGUACAAGAGUCCUCAACUCAGUAGUAAAAAUUAUGCAUCAUUUGUUUCCUCCAUUGUGGAUAACAAGAAGAAAAGAUUGGGUGGAAACGUUAAGGACUUAGAUCUAUCAACAAUUCUGCAAAGCGGUAAAAAUUCAUCGGUUUCAAAAGUUUUAAGAAUAUGUUCAGCAAGCUUGGAACAGUUUACAGCGCCCCAAACGAGUUUUGGAUACGCACCUUUAAUAUCUUUAAAAGCAUGUCAUAAUUUGAAAUACCUGGACUUGGGGUUGGUUUCAGAGACUGUUAAAUUGAAAGAGCUUUUUCAUGCUAUUCAAAAUUUUACACAGUUGACACACUUAGCGUUCCCACGUAGUUCUGUGGAUUGCGAGGGAUAUCAUGAGUUCCAAUGGCCCCCAAAUUUGCAAUAUUUGAAAUUAAGUGGUGGUAUAACAAAUGAAUUCUUGGGAGGAACACAUUGGCCCAAAAGUAUAACGACCCUAGGAUUCUCAUCUUGCCCCCGCUUGGAUGAGCAAGGACUCUAUCGUGUUUUGUCUCAAAUUGGUGAUAAUCUAAAGCAUUUAUUUUUCCAUUACCCUUUGCCACAGCUUCAUGAUAAUUCUCUAGACUAUGUGUUCAGGUAUUGCUCAAAUCUAAUCUCACUACAACUUAUGGUAGAUUACUGUUCCAAAUGGGCGUUUUCAGAGCACAUGUUACCAUCACUGGUGUAUCCGAGACCUUUGAAAACCCUCUAUUUGGAAAGCAGUGGGUCCCUAGGAAUAGCAUUCAAGAUUCAUCCUGAUGAUUUUACAAUCGCCAUUAUGGAAUCAAGACUACCUUGUCUUAAGAACAUUAGCAUAUCUUCCAAACUAAACUGGGAUGUUAAGAGCGACGAUGUCACAGACUUAGUAUCUGUUUUUGAAGAUCAGGGGGGCGGUCUCUACUUGAGUUAUUGA
This is a messenger RNA of Zygosaccharomyces rouxii, 1203 nucleotides long. RefSeq names its product Pfu1p (gene PFU1). Lineage: Eukaryota; Fungi; Ascomycota; Saccharomycetes; Saccharomycetales; Saccharomycetaceae. The transcript has a single exon. The record is from RefSeq and is a predicted model, not a curated record. Bases 1 to 1203 code for a protein of 400 amino acids.